Messenger RNA from Saccharomycodes ludwigii, 288 nucleotides. It is a transcript of the gene MRP10, whose product is annotated as mitochondrial 37S ribosomal protein mS37. The transcript has a single exon. Gene Ontology annotation, biological process: mitochondrial translation. Gene Ontology annotation, cellular component: mitochondrial small ribosomal subunit. Bases 1 to 288 code for a protein of 95 amino acids. Gene Ontology annotation, molecular function: structural constituent of ribosome. The record is from RefSeq and is a predicted model, not a curated record. Lineage: Eukaryota; Fungi; Ascomycota; Saccharomycetes; Saccharomycodales; Saccharomycodaceae.
AUGUCCGGAAAAACUCCAAUUUAUCGAUUACCACCACUACCAAGAUUAAAAGUUAAAAAACCAAUUAUACAACAAGAAGCAAAUAGAUGUCUUGUAUUAAUGUCUAAUUUAUUACAAUGUUGGUCCUCAAAUGGUCAUAUGGAUAAACAGUGUACUCAGCUAGCUAAUCAAUUAAAGGCUUGUACUAAUGAGAGAGCCAUGGGGAAAAAGCAUGGUGAAGAAAGAAGUACCAUUAAUUACCAUGCCUCAAGAUUAUAUAAUAGAAUUAAUGGUAAACCACACGAUUAA